Messenger RNA from Prunus armeniaca (apricot), 735 nucleotides. NCBI's taxonomy places the organism in Eukaryota, Viridiplantae, Streptophyta, Magnoliopsida, Rosales, Rosaceae. The record is from the annotation of a GenBank genome assembly.
AUGACUGAAGAAGAUUGGAGAUUUCCAGUGACCGAAAAAGCAAAGAUUGAGUUACUUUUGAGAUGCUUAGGAAAAGAAGAAUACAUGAAAAUCAUGGGAGAAGUCCAUGAAGGAAUAUAUGGAGCACAUCAAGGUGAGAGGCUUGUCAAAGACAUGGUCCAAUUCAGCAGGCUUGUCAAAGACAUGGUCCACUAUUUUAUCAUAAUGGCUAUUGAUUAUUUCACCAAAUGGGUAGAAGCCAAGCCAGUCAAAUCCACCACAUCUGAAGAGAUCAUUACCUUCAUAGAAGAGCAGAUUGUGCACAAAUAUGGCAUAUCAGAAUCAAUCACCACUGACAUAGGAAAUUCCUUCAUAUUUAGAGAGAUGCUAGAUAUGGCAGAAGAGCUCAAAAUCAAGUUACUCCAAUCCACUCCCUACUAUACCCAGGCAAAUGGACAGGCAGAAUCAAGCAACAAAGACUUCAAAAAGAGAAGCAACUGGCAUGACUCCUAUUUUUUAACUUAUGGACAUGAUGCAAUUCUGCCCAUGAAAAUCGCAGUUCAGUCUAUUAGAAUUGCCCAACAACAUAAUUUGGUUGGGGAAGACUAUUCACAAGCAAUGUUGCUAGAAUUAGAAGGGUUGGAUACCAGUAGAAUUGAUACUCUCAACAAACUCUUAGCAGGGAAGCAGGCUAUGGCAAGAGCCUAUAACAAGAGAGUUAGAAACAAGAGUUUUGAAGAAGGAGAAAUCAUCUAG